AUCUCUGUUGUUUCCUCGUUUUGUCUACACAAGCAUAGAUUUGUGUCCAUAUGCUUCUACAUGUACUUAAAAAUACACGAUUAUUUUAUGCAGUGAGCUAAUGCUUAUAAAGUGCUUAGCAUGGUGCCUGGCAAGGGCUUAAUAAAUGUUAGCUGUUGUUAUUAACGCCCAUCAGUACAGCACAGUAAGAACACAGGCUCCAGGGUCAGAUAGCCUGCGUUAGGAUCCAGGCUCUGCCAUUUGCAGACUGUUCGAUCCCGGCUGGUGAGAAGUUGGGUUCCUCUUCUCCAAGAUGUACAGGACCAAAGUGGGCUUGAAGGACCGCCAGCAGCUCUACAAGCUGAUCAUUAGCCAGCUGCUCUACGACGGCUACAUCAGCAUUGCUAACGGCCUCAUCAAUGAGAUCAAGCCUCAGUCUGUCUGUGCACCCUCAGAGCAGCUCCUGCAUCUCAUCAAACUAGGAAUGGAAAAUGACGACACUGCAGUUCAGUACGCGAUUGGCCGCUCAGAUACGGUGGCCCCAGGCACAGGAAUUGACCUGGAAUUUGAUGCAGAUGUCCAGACUAUGUCCCCAGAGGCUUCAGAGUAUGAAACCUGCUAUGUCACAUCCCAUAAAGGACCAUGCCGUGUAGCCACCUACAGUAGAGAUGGACAGUUAAUAGCUACUGGAUCUGCUGAUGCCUCCAUAAAGAUACUCGACACAGAAAGAAUGUUGGCCAAAAGUGCCAUGCCAAUAGAGGUCAUGAUGAAUGAGACUGCACAGCAGAAUAUGGAAAACCACCCAGUGAUUCGGACUCUCUAUGACCACGUGGAUGAAGUCACAUGUCUCGCUUUCCACCCAACAGAACAGAUCCUUGCCUCUGGUUCGAGGGAUUAUACUCUCAAAUUAUUUGAUUAUUCCAAACCAUCUGCGAAAAGAGCCUUCAAAUACAUUCAGGAAGCCGAAAUGUUACGCUCCAUCUCCUUUCACCCUUCCGGAGACUUUAUACUCGUUGGGACACAGCAUCCUACGCUUCGGCUCUAUGAUAUCAACACGUUUCAGUGUUUCGUCUCUUGCAAUCCUCAAGAUCAGCACACCGACGCCAUAUGUUCCGUUAAUUACAAUCCUAGUGCCAAUAUGUAUGUGACUGGUAGCAAGGACGGCUGCAUCAAGUUAUGGGACGGUGUUUCGAAUCGGUGCAUCACGACUUUUGAGAAAGCACAUGACGGUGCUGAAGUUUGUUCUGCCAUUUUUUCCAAAAAUUCCAAAUACAUUCUUUCAAGUGGAAAAGACUCUGUAGCUAAACUUUGGGAAAUAUCAACAGGACGAACGCUGGUCAGAUACACAGGUGCGGGCCUGAGCGGCCGGCAGGUGCACCGGACGCAGGCGGUCUUCAACCACACGGAGGACUACGUGCUGCUGCCGGACGAGCGGACCAUCAGCCUGUGCUGCUGGGACUCGCGGACGGCCGAGCGCCGUAACCUGCUGUCGCUGGGCCACAACAACAUCGUGCGCUGCAUCGUGCACUCGCCCACCAACCCUGGCUUCAUGACGUGCAGCGACGACUUCAGAGCCAGGUUCUGGUACCGGAGGUCCACCACCGACUAGGCCGCGUCCUGCCGCAGGCUUCUCUCCGCGAGCCGGCCCCUCCCUCCCCGUGUCCCGUCAGCCACCAGCCUCAGUAGUAAGUCGUUGCACCAUCUCUGGCAGUGGGGCUGCCACCUCUACGGCCUUCUUGGAUUUGGACAAAAGAAUCUUUUUUUACCUUGAUGUAGAAUCAUGGUGGAAAAAGUGGGAAACGCAGAUCUGUGCGGUUCUGCAUUCACUGAUUAUUACAGUGUGAUUUUCAUCGCUUUUGUAAAUACAGGACUUGCCAUUUCUCUCGAAUCUCCUGAUCAUUUGAAGAAGGAUAGAGUAUUAAAGUGCUUUCUAGAUCUCAAGUGGCUCUGUCGUGAGGAAUCUCCACCGGGUUCUCUUGUCUCUCGUGCCUGGUCCACACCCUCUGUAUAUUCCCUUUCAGAAUACAUUUUGGCAGAUGAAUAGGCAUACUGCUCUGAGAAUCAAGAGUUUUGUGCCAUAUUAAAACCAUUUUAGAGACUCUAUCAAUUCUUUUCUAAAGUGACAUCAUUCUGAUGAUAAAGCUCAAUAAAAUUAAUGGCCAGUUUUCCUGAAAA
Molecule: messenger RNA, 2154 nt
Organism: Pteropus alecto (black flying fox)
Lineage: Eukaryota; Metazoa; Chordata; Mammalia; Chiroptera; Pteropodidae
Gene: CSTF1
Product: cleavage stimulation factor subunit 1
Exons: 6
Coding region: 293-1588 (431 amino acids)
Biological process (GO): mRNA 3'-end processing
Cellular component (GO): mRNA cleavage stimulating factor complex
Molecular function (GO): RNA binding; protein binding
Source: RefSeq, a predicted model, not a curated record